Messenger RNA from Hydra vulgaris (swiftwater hydra), 2163 nucleotides. NCBI's taxonomy places the organism in Eukaryota, Metazoa, Cnidaria, Hydrozoa, Anthoathecata, Hydridae. The record is from RefSeq and is a predicted model, not a curated record.
CGUGAUUUAAGAAAAAAUGGCUAUUCCAGCUUUGAUCAGUUUAAAUCAUCUCAACAUUGAGGUUAUUAAAGAUCUUAUUACCAAGAGUGAUGAUGAAAUUAGAGCAACUGCUCUUAACAAUCCCAAGGCCGGUGAAGUUUAUGUCGUCCAAGUGAAUAAUGGGAAAGAUGAUUGGCGAGCAGAUGGGUAUAGGUGGAAGCAAAAUGGACGCAGUAAAAUUCCUCGUGGUUUACCACUGUACACAAAACUCCACUUUGCUACAGUUACACCAACAGGAACUUCAUGUGUUUUUCAGAAAUUUGUAUACCGUGAUCUAAGUCGGACAGAUGUUGUUGUUGUCCAUUAUAUAGGAAACCAUGAACUUGCAAUCUUAAUGCCUCAUGGAAAUUGCAGAAAAUCAAUAAGUUUUUUACCAACAGCUCCAUCUUUGCGAGAUGCAAUUAUUGAUUCUGACAACUACAAGGAUCUUCUUGUUGAUACCAAGCAUAACCAGAUCCAAUUUCAGCCUAGAAACUCAAGACAGUUGAAGUAUGUGCGUAGUGUCAAAGCAGAAUGUACUAAACUAGGCACUGAAUCUUUUUUAACAAUUCAUGAACUGGCAUAUAUGAUACCAGGUUUUGUCUGGUCCAUAUCCACAUAUCCAGACUUGUCAGUGUUGUUUGGAAUGCAAAAUUUAAUCGAUGAACUUGUGAUGUGCCCUCAAAUUUUCUUUUCAUAUGACACAACAUUUAAUUUAGGAGACUUUUAUUUGUCAAUUUUAGUUGCUCAAAUGAGUUGUUUUAAUGAGAACCCAUGUAUGCCUAUAGCAUUUGUUUUACAUGAUAGGAAGUUAGAUAAUGUUCAUAAACAUUUCUUUAAAACAUUUAAAAGUAAACUACCAAUUUUUAAUCAGGUUGUUAUUGUGACUGAUGGUGAGAGUGGAAUGAGUAAGGCUUUUAAAAAAGUCUUACCAAAAUGGAAUCUGGUAUCUUGUUCCAAUCACAUAAUAUCUGAUGUUGAUUUUUGGCUAAAAAAACACAAUGCUUGUCAUGAAGAAAUAAUAAUCUAUAAAUCUCAAAUGCAGGAACUUCUCAGAUGUGAAAGUGAAUUACAUCUAAAAGUUAAAAUUGAUACAUUAAGGCUUUCUUGGAGUGAGGCAUUCUCAGUGUAUUUUUCAGACUACUUGUAUUCACGUAUUUUAAUAGCUUAUAUUGGUCAUCUCAGAUCUGUUGGUUUAAUGGAUAAUAUAGUUACAAAUAAUGUAUCUGAAUCAUUAAAUGCAGUUAUAAAAAAGUUUCAAGAAUGGAAAGAAGCGCCUGUUGAUUCUAUGAAUGUUGCAAUGCAUUGCCUUCAGACCUUUUAUUUGACAGAAAUUAAGCGGAGUUGUAGUGGCUUUGGACCCUACACUCUCUUUGACAGCAGUCUCCUAAUCAAUAACACAGACGAUAUACCAAAAGUAGAUAGUCCAGAACUUGUUAUUGCAGAGCUGCAAGCAGCUGCAAAUAUACCAAUGCAGCAAUGCAUACCUCCAUCUAUACGAGUGCUUUCUAACACGUUUAAUGUUGUUCAUAUUCCAAACCUAAAGGUUUUUACAGUCUCUGCACCUGAUGGAAAUGCGCAUGUUGUGAAGUUGUAUCCAAAGGAAAACUGCACAUGUCCUUCAUCAACAAUAUGUUGUCACAUACUAGCUGUUAAACGCAGCAUUGGAAUUGAAUGUGGUGAACGCAAAAUCAUAAAUUUGACCAAAUUGCGGCGUAACUCACGUAAAAAAGGUGACAAGAAAUCAGGCUGUAAGAAGCCAAGAAAAGGUGAUAUAAGUUUUAUCCCUGCACCAGAUGCAACUGUCAAUCUUGACAUAAAAGUUUUGAAUGAUUUGAGCAUGAAUCAAAGUGUUGAUUCAGCAUCUCAAACUUCCCAUAUUGAUAACCUUUUGUCUGCAGCAAGUUCAAGUACAGAGAUUCUGUUACCUCAACAUGAAAUUUCUACCUCGCUCUUCUACCUUGCAUCAUAAUUUUGGUUUAGUGUGCCUACUGUUGAAAUAUGGUUUAAAUUUAGUAAAUUAUCGAGUUUUGAUAUUUACUUUAUUGAUCAUAAGGUAACAGUUUAUGACAUGAAAUCCUAUUCAAACAAUUAAGCCAAGAGUUACUUUGUUUACUGGUAUUAUUAAAAAAAGGUUAGUUAUAA